Molecule: messenger RNA, 1790 nt
Organism: Macroventuria anomochaeta
Lineage: Eukaryota; Fungi; Ascomycota; Dothideomycetes; Pleosporales; Didymellaceae
Product: PLC-like phosphodiesterase
Exons: 1
Coding region: 161-1570 (469 amino acids)
Biological process (GO): lipid metabolic process
Molecular function (GO): phosphoric diester hydrolase activity
Source: RefSeq, a predicted model, not a curated record
GGCGUCGACGACCUCAUUCCUUACUUUGCGAGAACCUGGCAACUACGCGUGAAGACUGCGACCUCAUUGAGACAAAGGAACGAUCCUGAAGAGCAGAUAACAGCCGAAAUCCUGAAUCGGAUACAACGAAACAGAAGGAUACAGGAGCAAACCUUCAAAAAUGCCUUCCAAAGGCAUCCUCUGCUACUCCUACAUUGCAGCAGACGGCGUCGAGAUCGAAUUCACUGUCCCGAAGAACUCCGUCACCAAGCGAGACCAGCAACAAUUCGGCUGUGAUCACCUUGAAGUCGAAUCCUCAAAUCUCGGGCAUUUCAAGUUUACGGGGCGGUUUGAAUUCAUCGUCCGCCGAGAUGGACGCGAGCUUGUAAAACAAUGGGUCGAUGUGAAUAGCAUGACCGGCAGCCUCAAUGACGGAACGAUGAAAACCAUGGAAGACACUCCAGCCAUAUUUGCUGAGGACUUGAUUGUCGCAUACGGCUUCUACGACGCUGGACCAGGCCUCGCAGCCCUGCCAAAACAACACCAAUGCUACGUAACAGUGACCCGGAACUACGAGAACUGGAUGCGCGACACCAUUCCCGCCGGCUCAGACGUCGCCAACAGGCCAUUCAACCGCAUGGUCCUCCCCUCAUCCCACGACAUCGGCAUGAACAGUAUGGCCACCGCCAUGUCACUGCUGGAGAAAGCAGGCACAGGCGUCAUCAAAGAAGUCCUCGGCCGCUCACUCCCGCGCGCGUUCGACAUCAUCAACAAAGUUGGUGAUAGGGGCGUGAAUGCUAUUGCGCCCGACAUCAUCCGCGCACUCGCCAUCACACAAAAGGACAGUCUCGACACGAUCCUCAAGCUAGGAGCGCGGUACUUUGAGUUCCGCCCCGCCAAAUGCCACCGCCAGAUCCAAGCCGUCAGUCCGCUCGAGGAUACGUGGUACUUCCAGCACGGCGCGAUCCCGGGGAUGCCGUACAAGCAGUUUCUGCUUGACAUCGGCAGGUUUUUGACAGAGCAUACGGACGAGAUCGUCGUGGUGCAGAACCGUUGGGACGGGGUGCCGGGCGAUUGCCCCCGACCUAAUGACGACGAGCUGCGCUCUGUACUCAACCAAGUUCUCGACGGAAAGGAUAUCCAGGUCGGGACCCAGGACGAUAUGAUGCAGCGCAGCGUCCAGGAUCUGCGGAACGAGCGCAAACGCCUCAUCCUCCUCCGCGACAUAAACCAAGUCUCCAACUACGACGACGACGCAAACGCCACCCUGACCGGCGACUCCAUGGUCGCCAAACUCCAGUCCAUGGCUGAAAACCCGCCCUCGGGACACCCGAUCACCCUGCUGCAGUGCCAGGCGACAGCGACGAAUAUCCGCGACGUCAUCGUUGCAAGCGUGCUGGAUUCAGAUGUCAGCACCAGCCCGAUUUUAGCCACGAAGCCGGUAUGUGACAGCAAGAUACUGCCGCUGUUGAGGGGCGAGUGCGGCAAGCGUCUUACAAGAGAGGAGAGCGUUGUGGUGCUGUUGAAUGACUUCUUUGAGGGAGCGACGGCGGAUGUUGCGAUUGGGUUGUGUAGAGAUAGGCUGGGGUGAAUGGGGUCCAGUUGACUGUUGGUAAUGAGAGCGAUGUGGGGGUAGCGUUGUUGUGAAUACGUACCAAGAUAUUUGACGAUCAAACAGAGGGUCAUGUAUUCAAGGAUCCUGUCAGCUUUAGGACGGGUUUUUGAUAAAACUGGUGAAAAGUCAGGACCUGCGCAAUCAAGAUCAUGUGUAGAACGUGAACGUGUAGAACGUGAGUAUGCUGAGUGAACAA